AUAAAAUCAAAGAUUCUUUAAAAUGUUUCGAUAUAUUUUUUUUUAAGUGUAUGGUUAGAGAAAUAUCAUUCUUUUAAUAAGAAUCUUCCAUUUUAUCGCUUUGGUUUAUAGGUGAGCCAUGGACCCGAUCUAGGUAAAUGCGUUAACUUGAUAUUUUGUCGUUGGAUGAAAGGAAAUACCACUGCGCUUCUCAUAUCCCUUCGAUCAUCCAGACGACAAGUCCGUUUGUGAAAUUGGGCUCCAUGUCGUUUUGUAUUGCUGAUGCUUUUUUACCUUAUUCAUUCCGAGUCCUAGGCAAAUUUUUAUAGAUGAAUGAUGUAGAUUAAACAUAUAUUAUGUUCAUAUGACUUGCUAAGAAUACUCAAAAACAAUUUUUUUUUAAAAAAAAAGAUUAAUUACAUUUGAUGUCUAUACUUUUAAAAUUCGCUAUUUUGAAAACAACAGAAAAAAAAGUUUCUACGUAGUUUAGUUGCUCAAUUUAGAGAGUAAUCCUACAUAAUUAUAACAAAUUAGUAUUAAAUUAAACUAAAUUUCUUUCAUUGCCGAAUGAGGUUGAAUCAUAAAUUAUUACAGAUGUAUCACUUAGUUGUUAGUAUUAUUGGGUUGACUUGAUUGUUUGAAGCAGGACCAACUAAUCUUGAUAAUCUCCCAAAUGGAGAUGGUUAAUUAUCAACAACUCCUCUUUCUAUCUACUUCUCUAUUUAAAGUUCAUUCUUCGAGUCAUUUUCAUCAUCAAAAGCUUUGAAUACAAUAUCUAUCUCAUACCCUAAUCAUUCUUAUCAAACAAAGAUGAUGAAGAGCGAGUCGACUGCAAUUGAUGUGCCUGCUUUAGAGCCAAAAGCAAAAGCUUCUUUCAUAAGAGAUGAAAGGGGAAGCUAUAAAAAAGGAAUUGCAAUAAUUGACUUCUUUUUAAGGUUAGGUGCUCUAGCAUGUGCUGUAGUAGCCGCAGCCACCAUGGUUACUAGUGAUGAGGAUCUCCCUUUCUUCACUCGGUUCAACCAGUUCCAAGCUAGCUAUGACGCUGUUCAAACUUUUCAGUUUUUUGUCAUUGCAAUGGCAAUGACUGCUGGAUAUCUAGCUCUUUCCCUUCCAUUUUCUGUAGUAGGCAUUGUUCGCCCUCACGCAGCCGGACCAAGGAUCCUUCUCUUUAUUUUAGACACCGUGUCCCUUGGCCUAAACGCCGCCGUGGCAGCUGCUGCCGCCGACACGGUUUACUUGAUGCACAAUGGCAAUGCAACCUUAAACUGGUUCGCUAUCUGCUUACAGUAUACUGAUUUCUGCUCGAAAGUGAGUGGGGCUGUAGUGGCGUCGUUUGUUUCAGCUGCGGUGUUGAUGAUGUUGGUGAUUAUGUCUGGUCUGGUUUUUAUGAGAAGGCACUAAGAGUAUGCUAAUUAAUGAAACAUUAAAGUUUGAUUAUGGUUAAAUGUUAAUUAUCACUUGUCCUCUUGGUUCUUUCUGUUGUUAAUUAUUAGUGUUUCUUUGUGUGAUGGGAAGAAAAAUAGACUCCAAAGUGCUGUAUGAUUAAGUAAAUUUACGUGCAUUAAUUUAUGUUUUAUUUGUUUUUUCUUUUUCAA
Jatropha curcas is the source of this 1574-nucleotide messenger RNA. RefSeq names its product casparian strip membrane protein 2. NCBI's taxonomy places the organism in Eukaryota, Viridiplantae, Streptophyta, Magnoliopsida, Malpighiales, Euphorbiaceae. The record is from RefSeq and is a predicted model, not a curated record.